Tilletiaria anomala UBC 951 is the source of this 2499-nucleotide messenger RNA. RefSeq lists its product as uncharacterized. Lineage: Eukaryota; Fungi; Basidiomycota; Exobasidiomycetes; Georgefischeriales; Tilletiariaceae. Gene Ontology annotation, biological process: tRNA wobble uridine modification. The record is from RefSeq and is a predicted model, not a curated record. Bases 115 to 2094 code for a protein of 659 amino acids. Gene Ontology annotation, cellular component: transcription elongation factor complex; cytoplasm; elongator holoenzyme complex. The transcript has 2 exons.
CUCUAGUAGAUUGGUGAUCCGAUCAACACAUCCAGGGCUCCAGACCUUUGCUAUCGCUCCCGACGAGGGCUUCGAAGCCAAAUUUUCAGGGUGCUUGCGGCCCCAAUCCAGAGGAUGCCUUCGUCCUUCAAGCGGAGACUCCCUUCAGUGGACGCAGUGUCCUCCGUUUCUUUGGAUGCCUCAUCAUUGCGGGCUGGGGAAGGCGCAACAAGCUCGCCUGAAACGCAGGAUACCGACAGCAGUGCUGCACAUGUUGGCCCUUCUCAAGCACCCUCGCCAGCUUCACUACCGCCCGGCGUCAAGCCCAGCACCUACUCAUCCCCCGUGCCUGUCGUGUCAACCGGCAUAGCAGCGUUAGAUGACAUCAUCUCCGGCUCCGGUCUUCCGUCUGGAUCGCUCCUUCUCUUGAUUCCUUCCACAGGCACAAAUCCGCUGCCGCCUGUGGCUACAGGCGCACCAGAAGCGCUGGAUUCGCUCGCCCUCUCCGCUGCAGAACCAUACAAUGAGCUUGUGCUGCAAUAUGGUAUUGCUCAAGGGUUGUAUGCCGGUCAUGCGAACAUCGUCAUCGGCGAGUGUGCAGAGCAGCUCGCGAACUCUGUGAUGGCCAGGAUUGGGGAGGAGCAGGGCGCAGAGAAAGAAGCUGAGGCUACCUCAUCCCACAAGCAAGAAGAUCAGCAGGUGGACCGGCUGGCAGCCAUGGCUUUGACGAGCAGCGAAGAUGACGAGGAUGAUCCCUCCGCAACCCCAUCCAUCUCCUCGUCUUCAGGCCAGCUUAAGAUUGCCUUUCGAUACGACAGAAUGUCUCGUUUUUCUACGUCCAUUUCUUCGCAUCAGAAAGCUGCAAACCAAUCACAAAAGGCAGAGGACGAAGCAAAAUUCUGCGCCCAGUUUGAUCUCUCGAAACGCGUCAGCCCGAGGGUGUUGGAGAAGGCCAGAGCUCGAGAUGGCUUGCAUUUCUUCGAUGUUGCUUGUGACAGCGGUGAAGCUGACGCAUAUGAGGAAGCAUGGCGUGCUAUUGAGGCUCGCGUCAACAGCAUUGCGUCUUCAUGCUCGUCAAAUUUGGCCGUUCGAAUCUCCGUCCGAUCGCUAGGCUCAAACGCCUGGAUGCGUCGCAAACGGAGGACCCAACUCGGUAGCGUAGCGGAAGAGCUCUCCAGCAUCCUGCGUUUCCUUCUCAGGCUGAGGAUGCUCUUGCGGUCGUUCGCGCUCUCAUCAGGUUCGGCACGCGCGACCCCUAUCACAGCUACUGUCAGCGUGUCUUCUUCAUUCAUCGCGUCGCUAACAAACCAACAUAGCAACGGAUCAGAGGGGCAUACGAACGGGCUGCAUCGAUUGAUACAUCUUUCUGACGCUGCCAUCUCGCUUUCGUCUUUCGCGGCAUCGCCACUGCUGACCACGUCCUUCCCGGACUACACCGGCUCAUUGAAAGUGGUCAAGACGCCGGCAAUCGGUACACUGCAUGAUUUGUCUGUGCGUGCUAGUAUCCUUCGAGGCAUGAGCUCGCUUGGCGUUGGGCAGGUUUCCGUCGCAUGUGGUCGGAGCGACGCAAAAGUUGGAGCAGAGCCUGCCAUCGUCGCGGGCGGUGCCGGAGGCGGUGAAAACAACCUCGCAUUCAAGUUGAAGCGAAAGAGGAUCGUUAUUGAGACGCUUCACUUGGACAUCGAAGGUGGGGUGUCUGAGCGACGCACCAAACCACCCAGGAACGUUGAAACAUCUCAGUCCCCGAGCGCGGAGGUCUCCUCUGUCGUGAGGAAUCAAAUACGAGAGGCAGGGCAACCGGAAGUGGUGGCUACGAGCAAUCACGACACCACAGGCUCACGCUCGUCACGGACGCCCUCAAGUAACACAGCCAUAGGCAGCAUGCCGCCGCCAGCUGCUCCGGCGGCCACUAGCAGGCCCGCUUUCGCGGGGCUCAAGAGUCUACGAGAGCGUGGCAUGCAGGUGCAGCGCCAUGGGUUAAGUGCCCAAGAGCAUGGUCUCCAAGUGGAGAUUGAAGACAGUACAAGCAAGCGUUCCGAUCCUGCGCAGAGAGCGCUGCUGAAGAAGAAAGUCCCUCCUGUCUUUAGGAGCGCGGCGCAGGACUUGGAAUUCUGAUUUCGUACGGCUCUCGCAAGCAGAGAAACCGUCGUGUGCUGUGCCUCCAUUCGAGCAUUCUGUCCUUGAGAGUAGCAUUGCACAUUCCAUGAACGGAAGCUAUCAGAACAAGAGCCCGGCAGAUCAAGUCCAAUGGCUGCUGAGGCCUACAAGCUUCCAAGAGUAGUAGCGAGCGAUCUCUUCUGCUGCUCUUGCUAUCUCACUUGAGGCGCAACCUUGGCAACGAGCGGCUCAAAACGCUCGCGACAUUCCAUUCAAUGAUUGUUUGAGCUGCAUUCUAUGAGCAUUAUGGCAUGUACUAGGAGGGGUAUAUACGUAUGCAUGGCUGCAAGUACCUGCCUCACCCGCGGCUCAGUGCCUUUUGGAGUAGUUCUCUCGAAGCCUCGUCAAGUCCACUCGCGAAAA